AUGAAUAUUUUAACUGCUAUCCUCUUUUUGGUUCUUUUUAAAGGUUUGAAUGGUGCUUCUCCUCCUUUCGGACAACUUUCUGUAAAAGGUAGUAAAGUCUAUGGAUCUAAUAAUCAGCCUGUAGUGUUGGCGGGAAUGUCCCUCUUUUGGUCUCAAUGGAGUGAAGGCUCUGUCUUCUAUACAGCAAAUACUGUUCAAUCAUUAAAGUGUAAUUGGAAUGCUAAUGUUGUUAGAGCAGCUAUGGGAGUAGAAAAUGGCGGUUAUUUAACGAAUCCAAGUGCUGAAAAAGCUAAAGUUGAGACUGUGAUAAAAGCUGCUAUAGCUCAAGGAAUUUAUGUAAUUGUUGACUGGCAUGACCAUAAUGCUCAGAAUCAUGUUGAUCAGGCGAUUAAUUUCUUCACUUACAUUGCUAAAACAUACGGAUCAAAUCCAAACAUUAUUUACGAGACUUUCAAUGAACCUUUACAAAUUGAUUGGAGUAUUGUUAAAAGCUAUCACGAAAAAGUCGUUGCCGCCAUACGCAAAUAUGACAAAAAGAAUUUAAUAGUACUCGGAACAACAACAUGGUCUCAAGAUGUAGAUAUUGCUGCAGCAAAUCCAGGAGUUUGCAUUUUCGUAACAGAAUACGGCACUGUUGAUGCCAGUGGUGGAGGCAGUGUAGAUGUUGCCUCUUCAAACCAAUGGUGGUCUUUUUUAGAUUCAAACAAAAUUUCUUAUGCCAAUUGGGCAAUAGAUAAUAAAGCUGAGGCAGCAGCUGCCCUCACCCCCGGAACAACUCCAUCACAGGUUGGGGAUGAUUCUCGAUUGACAGCAUCAGGCAAAUUGGUGAAAAACAAACUUAAAUCUAUGAAAAAUGGUAUUUAA
Molecule: messenger RNA, 864 nt
Organism: Meloidogyne enterolobii
Lineage: Eukaryota; Metazoa; Nematoda; Chromadorea; Rhabditida; Meloidogynidae
Source: the annotation of a GenBank genome assembly